AUUGUGGUUGAGAAGCUCACUAAAAACGUCAACGCAGAACACUUGCGAGAAAUCUUUGGCGCCUAUGGCAGCAUUCAGGAGCUUGACCUUCCAAUCAACCGACAAUUCAUGACGAACCGUGGAACGGCAUACAUUACAUUCAAUUCGACGGGUUCCGCGGACACAGCGAUUGCAAACAUGCAUGAGGCUCAACUAGAUGGAGCAGUGAUAUCGGUUUCCAUC
Messenger RNA from Eremomyces bilateralis CBS 781.70, 222 nucleotides. RefSeq lists its product as uncharacterized. Gene Ontology annotation, molecular function: RNA binding. Gene Ontology annotation, biological process: mRNA splicing, via spliceosome. The annotation marks the transcript as partial. Gene Ontology annotation, cellular component: cytoplasm; nucleoplasm; ASAP complex. The transcript is spliced from 2 exons. NCBI's taxonomy places the organism in Eukaryota, Fungi, Ascomycota, Dothideomycetes, Eremomycetales, Eremomycetaceae. The record is from RefSeq and is a predicted model, not a curated record.